CGCGUCACAUGAAAUCGCUUCUCUCCUCUACACAGCAGUAUAUCCACACCCAAUCCGACGACUCGGUGCAUGUCGGGACGAACAAUCGCAGCUCACCACCAGCAAGACACCUCUCAAUUCUUUAAAUGAAUUGUUUAAUUUUUUAUUUAGAAUUAUUAAUCAAACAAUCAACUUUUUUCUGUAAAUCUGCGGAAGUCCCUGGAGAGAUCGAGUUCAAUUGGUCUGAGGAGGAGCUAGCUAAGCUCUGCCAUGGCGGCCGCCGUAGCGUUCUAUGUGGCCACCGGUUUCUCGCCGGCUCUCCGUCGAGAAGUGAAAUCAGCUCACCGGCACGCCGGUCCGACUCGGCGGAGCGCCGUGUCCGUCGAGCAUCAGCAAGCGCCGGCGAGCGGAAUCUACGAGAAUGUAACGCGAAGGCACGAAGCUGAGAAGGCGGUUUCGAAGCCUCCGGAGAACUCUGAUGCGCCGGAGAUCGAACGGCGUGGGUUGAAGGACUACUUCGAGGAGUCAAAGAGUUUGAUUAAAUCGGACGGCGGUCCGCCUAGGUGGUUCUCGCCUUUGGAGUGCGCGUGUCGCGUGAGCAACUCUCCUCUGCUUCUCUUUUUGCCCGGGAUUGAUGGAACUGGACUGGGGCUUAUUUUGCAUCAUCAGAAGCUUGGAAAGAUUUUUGAUAUGUGGUGCUUGCAUGUUCCGAUUAUGGAUCGAACACCAUUUACAGAACUGGUGCAGUUGGUUGAAAUCACAGUUAGGUCAGAAUUUAAACGUACCCCAAGCAGACCCAUAUAUCUUGUUGGAGAAUCUCUGGGAGCAUGUCUUGCACUGGCUGUUGCUGCUCGCAAUCCUGAUAUUGAUCUUAUACUAAUUUUGGCUAACCCAGCUACAUCAUUUGGCAAGUCGCUGCUGCAACCUCUAAUACGUUUGUUGGAAGUCAUGCCUAGCCCCAUGGAUCUUAGCCUCCCUUACAUUUUGAGCUUAAUGACAGGUGAUCCUUUAAAGCUGGCCAUGGCUAAUGUGGAGAAAGGAAUACCUGUGCCGCAUGCAGUUGGAGAGCUACCCCAGGGUCUUUUUGCAUUGUCAUCUUACCUUCCUGUUCUGGCUGAUAUUUUACCCAGAGAAACACUUCUCUGGAAACUAUGGAUGCUGAAAUCAGCUUCUGCCUUUGCCAAUUCACGUCUCCAUGCUGUUAAGGCUCAGACACUAAUACUUUCCAGUGGAAAGGAUCAGUUGCUACCGAGCCAAGAGGAAGGCACAAGACUGCGUCGUGUGCUGCCAAAGUGUGAGAUUCGUCAGUUUAGUGAGAGUGGUCAUUUCCUCUUCUUGGAAGAUGGUGUUGAUUUGGGUGUGACCAUCAGAGGUGCAGGUUUUUAUCGCCGUGCAAGAAACCAAGACUAUGUAGCUGACUACAUACCUCCAACCAUAUCAGAAUUCAAAAAAUCAUUUGAACCUUUCAGAUGGAUUGAUGUGGCUACCGCACCUGUGAUGCUCUCAACUGUAGAUGAUGGGAAGAUAGUGAAGGGCCUUGCAGGAAUACCUUCUGAAGGACCAGUAUUAUUUGUUGGCUACCACAUGUUACUGGGAUGGGAAAUAUAUCCCUUGGUAUCUCGAUUUUUUCUAGAGAAGAAUACCAUUUUGAGAGGAAUAGCACAUCCGAUGACAUUUGUCAAAUUGAGAGAUGGAAGAUUACCAGAUUUAUCAACAUUCGACAUAUUCAGAUUUAUGGGUGCAGUACCUGUCUCAGCUGUGAACUUCUACAAACUACUUUCUUCAAAGUCUUAUGUCCUUCUAUAUCCAGGAGGAAUGCGUGAAGCUCUUCAUCGGAAGGGUGAGGAAUACAAGUUGUUCUGGCCAGAACAGUCUGAAUUUGUGAGGAUGGCAGCCAGAUUUGGAGCCAAAAUUGUACCUUUUGGUGUGGUUGGAGAAGAUGAUAUUGCUGAAGUAUUCUUUGAUUAUGAUGACCUAAAUAAAAUUCCUUACUUCAAGAGAGAAAUAGAAGAAUUAACAAACGAGGCAGUGAAGCUGAGGAGUGGCAUGACUGGGGAGGUUGCAAACCAAGAUAUACACCUUCCGCUGAUUCGACCAAAACUCCCGGGACGUUUCUAUUUCUUGUUCGGAAAGCCAAUUGAGACGGAAGGGAGGAUGCAAGAAUUGAAGGACAAGGAGAAUGCCCAAGAACUGUAUUUACAUGCCAAGUCUGAUGUCGAGCAAUGCAUUGCUUAUUUGAAGGAAAAGAGAAAGAAUGAUCCAUAUCGGAAUUUGUUGCCCCGGCUGAUUUACCAAGCCACAACAGGCUUUACUUCCGAAGUUCCAACAUUUGAACUAUGAUCGUUGCCCCCUUGUAGGACAGUUUCUUCUCUACAUUCAUUCAUCAAAGGCCCUUAUGAUUUGCUAGGGACAGCGGUAGCUUCAUUGCAUAGCGUAUACUUGCAUAGCUCAUAUUGGUCACUGGCCAUGGAUGAAUAACUUUUCAGAAGCUCAGAAAUGUCGAGGAUUUGUGAUUUUCGAUCGAAUGAACCAACAAAUAAUCUGGCAGAGGCCACUCGCAUUGGGAAUAAUACUGAAAUCUCUCUUCAAAUUCAACAAAUUGCUCAAAAUUUUGGAAAAUUCUAGAACUAUGCUUUAAUGUGCAUCGCUAGGUUGUCGAGUCCAACCCCUUUUUAUUUGCUAGAGCUCUUCUGUACAAACUUGAUAAAUGGAAUAAAGCAUGUGAUGUUUCAUUGUGCCCA
Molecule: messenger RNA, 2720 nt
Organism: Malania oleifera
Lineage: Eukaryota; Viridiplantae; Streptophyta; Magnoliopsida; Santalales; Ximeniaceae
Product: phytyl ester synthase 2, chloroplastic-like
Exons: 14
Coding region: 250-2319 (689 amino acids)
Cellular component (GO): membrane
Source: RefSeq, a predicted model, not a curated record